Molecule: messenger RNA, 2980 nt
Organism: Striga asiatica
Lineage: Eukaryota; Viridiplantae; Streptophyta; Magnoliopsida; Lamiales; Orobanchaceae
Source: the annotation of a GenBank genome assembly
AUUUUCUACCAUCCAUCAAUGUAAUUCACGCUAAUAUAUUUGUGUGUUUUUGGCACUUACCUGUGCCUAUGUCAUGGUGGUUGCAUAUUCAAUCAAUAGACCCAUAAUUCCAUACAUUUCUCCUUUUCUAUUUCACUAAAUGUAAUUCAAUAAUUCUUGUACUUUUGCCCAUCCAACUUCGCCUGAAUUUCACAAAUAACUGAAUUUCAGUCGGCAAAAUACUUUAUUGCAAAAAUUCCGUUUGUAGCAUUCAAUGGAUCACAUCUAACUCUCUUCUCCAUGCAUGCAUGAAUUUGCUUUCCUCUCAAACCUCUAUAAAUAUAACCACAAAAACCUUCACUUUUCCUCAUUCAAAAAGAUAAAUUAUCACAAACCCCUGUAUAGUUUGGACAUAAAAGAAAAAAUGGCUUCUUUUUCCUUUGGAAAAUCCUGCACUAUGGUUUAUUAUGUGGCAUUAAUGGCGAUUCUGGUCAAUGGGGCUAAUGCAAAAUGUGCUUUCGAGGCCAUGUUUGUGUUCGGGGACUCGAAUUCCGACACCGGAGGCUUUUUCGCAGCUUUUCCUUCUCAGCCGCCUCCUUUCGGCAUGACCUAUUUCAACAAGCCCACCGGUCGAGCCUCUGAUGGAAGAAUCUUUGUCGAUUUUCUCGCUCAAGCCAUUGGGCUUCCCUUCAUAAGCCCAUAUCUUCAGUCAAUUGGGUCUGACUUCAGGCAUGGGGCCAACUUCGCCACGGCAGGAUCCACCGUGCUCCAGCCUCAGACAUCCUUAUUUGUCAAUGGUGUCAGCCCUUUCUACUUGCAAGUCCAAGUCAACCAAAUGAGGCAGUUCAAAGCAAGAGUUGAGGAAUAUUCCCAAUAUCAAGGACAAACGAACCUUCCUCAAUUAGAUGUGUUUGGGAAAGCACUUUACACAAUCUAUAUCGGUCAGAACGACAUAACAGGCUAUGCCGGCUCAGGAGGUCCCGGUGGAAUCAAGCAAGUUCAAUCUCAGCUCGUUUCUCAAACGAUUAGCGCCAUUAAGGAAUUGUAUAGUAUGGGAGCUCGCUCGUUUGUGGUGCUUAACAUUGGCCCGGUUGGUUGUUACCCGGCUUUCAUUGUGCAAUUCCCUCACCAAAGCUCCGAUUUCGAUGCGUCGGGUUGCUUGGCUUCUUACAACAAUGCGGUGAACGAGUACAACUAUGCGCUCAAGAGCUCGGUCGAACAAGUUAGGCAAGAGCUUAAAGAUGCCAACUUCAUGUACGUCGACACUUACUCCGUGAUACUAGAGCUUUUCCAAAAGCCCUCCGAACACGGUUUGCAACAUGGGACCACCGCAUGUUGUGGAUAUGGAGGUGGACCCUACAACUUCAAUCAGCAGGUCUAUUGUGGGGCCACAAAGGAGGUAGACGGGCAGACCGUAACAGCUGGGCCGUGCAGCGACCCACAGAAUUACACCAGCUGGGAUGGGGUCCACCUCACAGAGGCUGCCAGCAAGGCAUUGGCAUAUGGGAUCCUAGGUGGCUCAAACCUCAAUAAAUAUUGUGAUAUUCAGCCUAUAGCCCGCGAGCCGCUCGACCUUCCUAAACCUAUGCUCGAGAUCGACUCGAUAACAUGCCCGAAUUCGGUCAAACUUGAGCUCGAACUGAGAUUUGACUCGAGCACUCGCGAGCCGCUCGUUUCAUUUGCAGUCCUAGUCAAGUUAAUCGAAUCUUUGAUGAGUCCAAUAUCUGAAGCAAAAUGUGAUAUUAGAGCAAUUUUCAACUUUGGGGACUCGAAUUCUGACACCGGCGGAUUUUGGUCGGCUUUUCCGGCAGCAAAUCCGCCCAACGGCAUGACUUACUUCAAGAAACCGGCUGGACGAGCAAGCGAUGGCCGGCUCGUGAUCGAUUUUUUAGCUCAAGGUCUAGGGCUACCAUUCUUGAGCCCAUAUUUGCAGUCAAUUGGUUCAGAUUACAGACAUGGUGCGAACUUUGCCACGCUGGCAUCCACCGUGCGCGUGCCCCAAACUUCCUUAUUCGUUACUGGAGUUAGCCCUUUUUCUCUCUCCAUUCAGCUCAAUCAAAUGAAGCAUUUCAAAGCCCAAGUUGUCCAAUUUCAUUCUAAUUCAGGAAUUAACAAUCUCCCUUCACCAGACGUGUUCGGAAAAUCCCUCUACACAUUUUAUAUCGGCCAAAACGACUUCACCGGAAACCUACCCUACAUCGGCAUAAACGGGGUGAAACAAUAUCUUCCGGAGGUAGUCGCCCGAAUUUCAAACACCAUCAAGGAAAUUUACGCGUUAGGCGGACGAACAUUUUUCGUGAUGAAUUUAGCACCGAUCGGAUGCUACCCUGCAUUUCUAGUCGAGCUGAAUCACGCGGAUUCAGACAUAGACAAAUUCGGGUGCAUGAUUUCUUACAACAAUGCUGUGGUAGAGUACAAUACCUUGUUGAAAGAGGCUUUGAGAAAGACGAGAGGAGAAAUUGUUGGUGCAAAUGUGAUAUAUGUUGACACACAUUCAGUGUUGCUUGAUCUUUUCCAGCAUCCAACUUCUCAUGGGUUGAAAUACGGAACAAAAGCGUGCUGUGGGAUGGGCGGCGGCGCGUACAAUUUCAGCCCAAAAGUAUUUUGCGGGAACACGAAACCGGUCAACGGGCAAAAUAUGACCGCCGGCGCCUGUACGGAUCCGUACAACUACGUGAGUUGGGACGGGAUUCAUGCCACGGAGGCGGCCAAUAGGGUAGUGGCGCGUGCCAUUCUCAAUGGCACCCUAUUUGACCCUCCAUUUGAACUUCAUAGACUCUGUGAUGUUCAGCCAAUUGGUUGACUUUUUUUCCAAUUUUAAUUUUCUUGAUUUUAAUAAGUUAUUAUCACAAAUUUUCGUAUGAGCCAGUCGAACUGUAGGAAGAUCGCUGUACAUUUAUAAUAAAAAAUACAUAUUUAUGCUGUAAAAUGUUGUACUUUAUUAAUGCUUUUUUUAGUGUAUGACAUUUAACUUUAACAGUUUUUAGAGUAUUACAUUUCA